CCUCAGGCAUUCACAACAGACUUUAGAGUUCACUGGGCUCAGCAUCCUUUAAGGCCUGAAUUUGCUGAAAGCACUUACUUCUUGUAUAAGGCUACUGGAGACCCUUAUUAUCUAGAAGUAGGAAAAACACUCAUUGAAAACUUGAACAAGUAUGCAAGAGUACCUUGUGGUUUUGCUGCAAUGAAGGAUGUUCGUACAGGAAGUCAUGAAGACAGAAUGGACUCUUUCUUUCUGGCUGAAAUGUUUAAAUAUCUUUACCUGCUGUUUGCUGAUAAGGAAGACAUGAUUUUCGACAUUGAAGACUAUAUCUUCACUACAGAAGCUCAUCUAUUACCACUUUGGCUUUCCACUACAAACCAAACCAUCUCUAAAAAAAAUACAACUACAGAAUACACAGAGCUGGACGACAGCAACUUUGACUGGACCUGUCCAAACACCCAGAUUCUUUUCCCAAAUGACCCUAUGUUUGCUCAGAGUAUUCGCGAACCUUUGAAAAAUGUGGUGGAUAAGAGCUGUCCUAGGGGUAUUUCCAGAGCAGAAGAGAGUUUGGGAAGUGGACCAAAACCACCAUUAAGAGCCAGAGAUUUCAUGGCCAGUAAUCCCGAACACUUGGAGAUACUGAAGAAGAUGGGAGUCAGUUUGAUUCAUCUGAAAGAUGGAAGAGUACAAUUAGUACAGCACGCAGUGCAAGCAGCAAGUUCACUUGAUGCUGAAGAUGGCUUACGGUUCAUGCAGGAAAUGAUUGAACUCUCCAGUCAGCAACAGAAAGAGCAACAGCUGCCUCCUCGUGCUGUUCAAAUCGUUUCCCAUCCAUUCUUUGGCAGGGUGGUCUUGACUGCUGGACCAGCACAAUUCGGGAUGGACUUAUCCAAACACAAAGCAGGGACAAGAGGAUUCGUUGCAACCAUUAAGCCAUAUAAUGGAUGCUCAGAGAUCACUAAUCCUGAGGCAGUGAAAGAGAAAAUUGCUCUGAUGCAGAGAGGCCAGUGUAUGUUUGCUGAAAAGGCACGAAACAUUCAAAAAGCUGGAGCAAUAGGAGGCAUUGUUAUUGAUGACAAUGAGGGAAGCAGUAGUGACACAGCUCCUCUCUUCCAAAUGGCCGGUGAUGGAAAGAAUACAGAUGAUAUCACGAUUCCCAUGCUCUUCCUCUUCAACAAGGAAGGAAACAUUAUACUGGAUGCAAUCCGGGAGUAUGAGGCCGUGGAGGUGCUCCUUUCUGAUAAAGCUAAAGACAGAGACUUGGAGAAUAUGGACCAGAAGUUAUCUGAAAACGAUUCACAUAAACAGAAUUCUGAAGAAGCUACUUCAGCAUCUCAGGAUGGUGGUGCGGUCAGUGAGGAGCCUGAAGAAGGAGAAAACUCUGAUGUUGCUGACCCUGAUUCUUUAUCUCCUGCUCACGCAGACAGUGACACCGUUUCCAAUUUAAAUCAGGAUUCCUACGUCCCUGAAACCGAUGAGGCUAGUGCUCCAGAGCCGGCAUGUACACAGAGUGAUAACCAGCCUCAGGAACAAAAGACCGAGACCGAGUCAAAUUCCAAAGUUAACUGGGAUAAUAAAGUCCAACCUAUGGAAUCCAUAUUAGCAGACUGGAAUGAAGAUAUAGAAGCAUUUGAAAUGAUGGAGAAGGAUGAACUAUGACUUGUAAUAAUAACUUAUUUGUUAGUAAACAAAUGGAGAACUCUUUGGGUAGAAGUGAGGCCCUGAUAUCUGAGAACUAGAAAAUAUGUUCAGUAUUGUGAUGAGCAACCAGGUUUCGCCUGGAAAUUACCACAGAAAUCCAGCACGCACUCUUUGUAUUGUUUUAGUUUUUCCUGUUUAAAAAUGGGAACGUGCAAUCGAA
Balearica regulorum gibbericeps (East African grey crowned-crane) is the source of this 1840-nucleotide messenger RNA. NCBI's taxonomy places the organism in Eukaryota, Metazoa, Chordata, Aves, Gruiformes, Gruidae. The record is from RefSeq and is a predicted model, not a curated record.